Molecule: messenger RNA, 1809 nt
Organism: Histoplasma mississippiense
Lineage: Eukaryota; Fungi; Ascomycota; Eurotiomycetes; Onygenales; Ajellomycetaceae
Exons: 4
Coding region: 1-1809 (602 amino acids)
Molecular function (GO): flavin adenine dinucleotide binding; NADP binding; N,N-dimethylaniline monooxygenase activity
Source: RefSeq, a predicted model, not a curated record
AUGCCUACCCAUACAACUAAUGCGACUGCGACUAGAAGUCCCAGUGCCGCCAAACCACUGGUUCUAGGAAGCAACAAUCCCGACAUCGAGCAUCCCGCCUCCAUCAACAGGCCGAUGUUCAGUGAAGACUGGGACAUAACAUCAAGCAGCGGGUAUCGCAUUUCCGACAACAUGAUCAACGAGCCGCCUCCAGGCAAGCAGCCAUUCCGGAUAAUCAUGAUCGGAGCCGGAGCGGCGGGCAUCGACUUCCUGCACCACGCCAUACGCGAGUUCCAACACCCCGACGACGUCCAGUUCGUCUGCUACGAGAAGAACCAUGACGUGGGAGGGACGUGGUUGGAGAAUCGAUAUCCCGGGUGUGCGUGCGAUGUGCCAAGUGCCAGUUACCAGUUUGGUUGGCGGCCCAACCCGAACUGGACGCACUAUUAUAGCCCCGCGCGGGAGAUUUGGAAAUAUUUGAGGGAUAUUGUGGACGAGGAGGAUAUGAUGAGGUAUAUCCGUUUGCGGGCCCGGGUUACUCGAGCGGAGUGGAGGGAAGAGAGGUCAAAAUGGGUGGUGCGUGUGGAGGAAAGUGGGGAGGAUGGGAAGGUGUCAAGAGUGUGGGAUGACGAGUGUGAGGUUUUGCUGAAUGGAAACGGGUUUCUCAAUAACUGGAAAUGGCCCGAUAUUCCCGGAUUGAUGUCCUUCGAGGGCCGGCUUUUCCACACAGCCAAAUACGAGGAAGGUCUCGAUUUGAAAGGAAAAAGAGUAGCGGUCAUUGGAUCAGGUAGUUCCGGAGUUCAAGCUGUUGCAGCAGUUUACAAGGACGCCUCUCGAUUAUAUACAUGGGUGAGAAACCCGAUGUGGAUCACAGCUGGAUUUGCGCAAAAAUUUGCUGGGCCAGAUGGAGGAAACUUUCAAUAUAGCGAAGAGCAAAAGGAGGAGUGGAGGAGGGAUCCUGAGAAGUAUAGGGUAUAUCGAAAAAUGAUCGAGCAUGAGCUAAACGUGCGAUUCCGGUUUGCGCUGAGGAACAGUAAGGAAUCCGACGAGGCCAAUGCAUUUUCUUACAAGGAAAUGACAACCAAACUAGGGGAUAACGAAUAUCUCAAGGAAAAAAUAAUACCGAAGGACUUCAACGUCGGGUGCCGACGGCCCACACCAGGAAACGGGUAUCUUGAGGCCCUUGUCGGUGAAAAAACAACUUGCUAUACGGAUCCAAUCGGGGGGAUCACGCCAAAGGGGUUCCUAAAAGCCGAUGGCACGGAGGUCGAAGUCGACGUUAUCAUCUGCGCAACUGGCUUCGACACAUCGUUUCGGCCCCGAUUCCCUAUAAUCGGGCUAGAUAAGGUUGACAUAGCCACGCGGUGGGAGAAGACCCCAGAGUGUUACCUCUCAGUCAGUGCUUCCAACGUACCGAAUUACUUCAUGUACAGUGGUCCAUUCAGUCCAGUCGCACAGGGCUCCCUCUUGUCACUACAAACGCUUCUCACAAACCAUUUCCUUCAAAUAAUCCGGAAAAUGCGCCAAGAGCACAUCCGGCGCCUCAGUCCGAAAGAAAGCGCCGUUAAAGACUUUUGCGAACAUGCGUCUGUAUAUCUACGCCGUACAUGUUGGGCAGAUCCUUGCAGCAGCUGGUUUAAACAAGGUCGGAAAGAUGGCAAUAUUGUGAUGUGGCCAGGUAGUAGAUUGGCAUUUUUUGAUAUAUUGAAGGAGCCCAAGUAUGAAGACUAUGAGAUAGAGUAUUGGAGUAAGAACCGUUGGGCUUUUCUCGGGAAUGGCUUCACGACGGAAGAAUUUGAUGGGAGCGAUAUGAGCAAGUAUUUGAACUGA